This is a messenger RNA of Dunckerocampus dactyliophorus (ringed pipefish), 3512 nucleotides long. It is a transcript of the gene btbd8, whose product is annotated as BTB domain containing 8. The record is from RefSeq and is a predicted model, not a curated record. Lineage: Eukaryota; Metazoa; Chordata; Actinopteri; Syngnathiformes; Syngnathidae. The coding region runs from base 414 to 3257 and encodes 947 amino acids. The transcript has 6 exons.
CUCCCGCCCGCCACAUCACACACAAGAUCUCCAGUGGUCUCCAGUCUGCAUUUCUGCGCCACAGACUGAGGAGGGAAAGAGGCAAGGAUGGGGGGGAGGCGGGGUGUGUGUGUUGCCAUGGGGAUGAAAGGUCCUUCAGGCAGCUGCUGAUUCGCUGGCGCUGCACAGCACCAUUUUUCCAUUCUUGUCCCUCACCACGCGGCCCAUCCACCAGGAGGAGCUACGCACAGUUCCUUUUGGACCUUCCCGAACCGGACCUGCUGCUGCCACCACACGUGGGGAUGCACGGUCCUGUGGAGCACAUCUGAGGAGAGGAUUCGAGCAGCAACAGAGGGCGAUAAGAUGGCCUUCGGCUGCUGAGUCCAAGAGUGUCCAAGCACACUGAUUCCUCCUCUUCUUGCACUGCAUCAGCCAUGAAGUCAGAUGUUCUGGGGACUGCUAACAAGUCAGGAGAAGGACAAACGUCCAAGGCAAAGACAGAAAAAAAGCCCGGAGAGCGGAGCGCAGCGGCGGCAAAGCCAAAGACGUCAUCGGCUAGUGCGCCAGUUUUGAAUGGCACUGGAGCGGCGUCGGGAGCCAGGCGGGAGGUCGCCAGCGCCCACGGUUCUGCUCGCUCCCGUGCAGUGAAGGAGACAGAAAAGAAGCCGGGAACGAGACCUAAAACUUCUCCCCCGAGCUGCACUGCGGUGAGGACGCAGAGAAGCGUGACUGUGAAGGCCGACAGCAUAACGCACCACACCGCUUUGUCCACAUCAGGCGGCGCCUCGCCAGAAAAUGGCACCAGCAGCCCUCGAAACGGCACCCAGUCUCUCCCAGGAGCAAAGCCCAAACAGCAGGCUAAACUGGUGAACAAACCCACGCUGACAAAGUCAGAUUCCACGAAGAACAGCAGUCCUGCCAACAAGAUAAGAGUGAAAGAAAGUGUCAAAGCGAAGACAGCAGAGGGUGCUGUAGGAGCAUCACGAGCAGAACACAAAGGCAAAGGAGUCCAAGCCAACCAUGAUGCCAGGCAUGGACCUGCUGGGAAAAAGGUUACUUUGUCCAGGAAAGAAUUAGACAGCAAUGAAGUGUUGAAAUCCUCCACACCAAACAAGCCACAGUGUGAAACUGCCAAGAAGGUUCUCACUGGAACCUCUGCUAAAACCAGUACUAAACCCACCAAAGCCUCGCCAACUCCUUCAAAGCAACUGACAACUGCUACCAAGUCAGGACCAAAGCUGAAAAGUAUGACUGAGACGACUAUCAACACUGAAAAAGCCUCACCAAAAUGUGGAGCAAUUUUUAAAACUGCUAAAGGGCCAACAAAAGCAAAAGAGGCUGAGAAUGGUAAAAAUUUGGUCUGUAAAUCCAUAUCUGCUCCACAUAAAAAUGUUGAAGAUAAUAACAGUAGCAAGGGGCUGGCAAGCUCUGAUGAGCCAGAAGCACAACCACCAAGCCAAGAACAAGACUCACUCAGCCUCCAUCUGGACUCAACAUCAUCUACUCCCAGUGUCCACAAAAAUGAAAUACAGUCUGCCACCACAAACGAGGCAGAGGACCUUACCGCUGCACCACAAGAAGUCAGAUCUGUUAGCGCUGUUAAACAGUCUGAAAGUAACACAAGGUUAAGGUCUCCGUGUACCCCAAUAGACACCCCUUGCAGUAUAGGAAGCACUGGCACACCUUUGGAGGACUCCUGGAGCAGCAUUCACCAUCAGGUCAGCCCCGCGUCUGAGACUGGUAGCACACACUCCACGUCCUCAGACGACAUCAAGCCCCGCUCUGAGGACUACGACGCUGGAGGCUCUCAAGAUGAUGACUGCUCCAAUGACCGAGGUGUGUCCAAGUGUGGCACCAUGCGCUGCCAUGACUUCCUGGGGCGCAGCAGCAGCGACACCAGCACUCCGGAGGAGUUGAAGAUGUACGAAGGCGGAGCGGGGCUGAGAGUCGAAGUGAGGCUACGUGGGCGGGAGGCUGAGACCACAAGUGAGGAGGAGGGAACGAGACGCCGUCCCCGUUCGUGGUUGCAAAGGGAAGAGCAUUCAGGGGCCACUGUAACUACAAACAGCGUCCCUGAGAACCAGGCCUCCGAAGACGAGGACGAUGAUGAAGAGGAAACUGAGGAGGAAAGGUCUGAAGUUGAAGUGAUCUCCAGUCAGGGCCCAACUGAACCCUCGCCACCAUUUCAGGGUAUCGUCAACCUGGCCUUCGAUGAUGACACUCUAGACCAGGAGAACGAGCAACCAGACUUUCAGUCUACGUCCAAUUUCCGUCGAUCCAUUUUGCUCUCAGUGGACGAAUGCGAGGAGUUGGGUUCGGAGGAAGGUGGUGCCCAGACCCCCCAAGACCCUGAUGACACGGCCACCCCGUGUGAUGUUUUUGAAUCAGAUUCCAUAACUCCUCAGUCCCACUGUGCUCCCUCCCACUCGCCAAGUCAAUGUGAACAUUCAGGUACCAAGCACACAGAACAAAGUGAGGAACAUCAAGAAAAGUCCUUGGUAUUCCUGACAGAGGUUCAGGAACGUGCGCAAGAGGAGAGUAACAAAACUCAAGCAGACACAGAAAGGCCCAGUCCCCCUCUGCUGAGCACUGACACCAGAGACGCCCCGCCCCAGGAGCGGCCGUGUCACCUUGACCUGCGGCACACUCAACAGUACACCAACGGAACACUACGGAAAAGUCAAGCAGAAACCAAGAAGGCCGAUUUACAUCUGGACUUAAAUGAGCCACAAAUGACAGGAGACUCUCCUGUUCAUGCUGCACAAUCUCCAGCAGGCGGCAUUGCUUGUGACAGAUUGGAUCAAAGCGGCAAUCAUGAGCGGACGCCAUCCAAAGCCCUCUCCCCAAUUUACGAGACGGAUGCGGGAGAAACGCUUGAGCGCUGCAUGGGCAAGGACAGGAGCUUUAGACGUCGGGCGGAGGAAGGACAGCUGAGAGUGGAUGAGGAGCACACAGGCAGCGGGUUUGCCGAGCAGGACUGGAGCCUGCUCAGGCAACUCCUCUCGGAACAUGAGUCCAAUCUGGGUGUCAUAAACCCGGUGCCCGAAGAGCUAAACCUCGCCCAGUACCUCAUCAAGCAGACGCUGUCCUUGUCGCGGGACUGCCUUGACACGCAAGCCUUCCUGUCCCCGGAGAAGGAGACGUUCAAGCGCUGGGCAGAGCUCAUCUCACCCCUGGAGGACUCGUCCACCAGCAUCACGGUGACCAGCUUUUCCCCAGAAGACGCCGCUUCACCACAGGGGGAGUGGACCAUCGUGGAACUGGAAACACACCACUGACGCAAGGAGAACCUGUCGCACAAAUAAAACAUCAUAUUUAGCCAUUCAUUCUGAGCAAACAAUACAGUUUGUUCUAAUUAAUACAAGAUGCUAUGUUUUGUCUGUUACACUCAAUGGGGCUAUUAUGCAUGCAGACUUUUUAUGGAUGACUCACGUUGCUUCAAAUGUUUUAAAAAAGUAGGGGAAAAACACUCAUGUCAGUUUGACCAAUAUACCUUUAAGAAAACCAAUCAUUGGAUACAGCCUUGCCUUUUG